This is a messenger RNA of Thrips palmi, 3135 nucleotides long. RefSeq names its product drebrin-like protein B (gene Abp1). Bases 178 to 1725 code for a protein of 515 amino acids. The record is from RefSeq and is a predicted model, not a curated record. Lineage: Eukaryota; Metazoa; Arthropoda; Insecta; Thysanoptera; Thripidae. Gene Ontology annotation, cellular component: dendrite; cortical actin cytoskeleton; site of polarized growth. Gene Ontology annotation, biological process: neuron projection morphogenesis; regulation of actin filament polymerization; positive regulation of axon extension. The transcript is spliced from 11 exons. Gene Ontology annotation, molecular function: actin filament binding.
CGCUGUGCGUUGCCCUCUUCAGGUCUUUGCCCUGUGAGUCAGUGACAGCUUCAGGUUGUGUUGUGAUGAGGAAAACCUUUAUCUAAUCCGGAUUCACGGCCAAUAUGCGCUGUGCGAAACUGUGAAGGCGAAUCCUCUCAAUUUUUGGACGAAUAAUUGGAUUGGGAUUCAUUGAAAAUGGCUGUAAAUUUGGAUAAACACAAGGAGUCAAUGCUUGCUGCAUGGAGUGAGGUCGUGGAUGACAAGUGCCCAAUAAACUGGGCGCUCUAUGGAUAUGAAGGACAAACCAAUCAGCUCAAACUUGUUGGAAAAGGAGAUGGAGGCCUCUGUGAGGUAGCAGAGGACCUCAACAGUGGAAGCAUUAUGUACGCUUUUUGUCAGGUCCAAGACCCGAAAACCAGUUUGCCAAAGUAUGUCCUCAUCAACUGGCAAGGAGAGGGUGCACCUGUUGUGCGGAAAGGAAUGUGUGCCAAUCAUAUUCGAACUGUGUGUGACUUUCUAAAGUGUGUUCAUGUGACCAUUAAUGCCCGCACUGAAGAAGAUGUUGAUCCUAAAUUAGUGAUGGAUAAGGUCUGCAAGUCUACAGGUUCAGCAUACAACUUCAAAGAGCGUUCUAAUCUGAGCAAUUCCAACAAUAAUGGACCCGUGGGCACUGUUUACCAAAGGGUCAAUCCUGGACAAGAAAUCAAUUCUAAGGAGCGAGACAGGUUCUGGGAGCGCGAGGAGCAGGAAGAGCGUUCUCGACAAGAAGAAGAGCGUAAACGCCGUGAGGAGGAAAGAAAGAAGCAAGAAGACGAACGCCGUAAAAGAGAAACUGUCGAAGCAGCAGAGCGAGAGAAGCGAGAAUCAGAAUUGAAUGUGAAAAGAGAAGUUGUUCGUAAAGCUGAAAAGCAGACCCGGGUUGAUCAAAGCAAUAUGGAUGGUGAACUUGAUGAUAGGGAACGAGAAGAAAGAGAACGCAGGGAACGCAGCGAAGUCCUCAGGAGACAACGAAGUGAGGAAGCUCAGUCACUUAUUUCAAAGCGAACUAUUAAUGCUAGAGCAAUAUUUGAGCAGAACUCGGCUGCUGGACAACUGACUAAUCUAGGCCGCCGAGCUUCAUUCCAACCAUCCAAUGAUUCUACAAAAGCUAAGAACGGUGUUUCAAGUCCAGAAGCAGUUACACCUACACAAGCCUUAGGCAGGAAGUCAUCUUUACCCUCAUGGCCUCCUAUGCAAUCUUCAGUUACAUCGGAACCAUUACAGCCAACCAUACCGGAAACUCCAUCAUCAGUUGAAGAGAUGGUUACACCUCAAAUUCAAGAGAACUCACCUGAACCAGUGGAAGAUGCAGCACCUGCAAGUGAAGAUGACCGGGAUUGGGAGUCUGAAGACUCUCAAACAGGAACCAUUGUCAGAAAGUCUCAUAAGAAGAACACUGAGGUCCAAAAAGAAAAGGCUGUUGAGACAAAAGUAGUUGCUCAACCCAUUAUUGUCUCAGAGCCUGAUCCUAUUUUUACCAAUGGCAAUGCUCUAGAAGAUGAUGAUGAAGAGGAGGAUGGUGACUUGGGCCUUAAAGCAAGAGCUCUUUAUGAUUAUCAAGCAGCUGAUAACACCGAGAUUACAUUUUACCCCGGAGAUAUCAUUACGCAUAUUGAACAAAUUGAUGAAGGCUGGUGGCAAGGCUUUUCUCCUGAUGGAACCUUUGGCUUGUUCCCUGCUAAUUAUGUUGAUCUGUUGGACUAGUCCAAGGUAAGCAAGGAUCAUUCAGAAGUAUGAUUGUCAUACACUCCCUCAUCAUAACCUUUAAACCAAGGCAUGUUUUGUCUUCUAUUGGGUAACAAUCUUAUUAAUCAAUGUGCGUCAAAGAAGACAAUCUCUUGGGGACAUUUUGGUAGCUAUCCCUUGCAGCAGUGCAGUUUGUUUGUUUCCUCUUGAGGGCAAAGUGCUGCAUGCUGUUAAGUCAUCUCUGUAUUGACCCCUCCCCACUUUUCCUUCUUUUACUCUCCCUUUAUUAACCACCCUGAUCUAAGAAAGAAUUUGUAAACUUACUUUUAAUUGAUCAACUAUUUUCAGUAUUCUUUUUCAGUAUUCAAUUGUUUAUCACUGCUGAAAAGUCACAAUUUUUAUUAUUAUGAAUAAUUUUAGGAAAAUCUUGUUUUUACACCUUUGGUCUGAUGAAAUGCAAAGGCUUGAAGUCUCAAAUCAUGGAAAGAUUUGAUUUAGUUAUGGUGUAGUUUGUUCCAAUUACAGUACCUAGGUUCCAUAAGUAAAUGUAUGAGAGAUUUUACAACAACCCACUGAUUUUAUAUCUCACAACUGUUGUUUUGUGGAACAUUUUCCUACCAAUCUCUUUAUUUUGGCAUCACAAUUAAUCUUUUUGUGUUGAGGAAAAAAGUUUGAAACUGACUUUGCAAUUGUUGCUUUCUCUACAUUUUGAGAGUUCUUUUAUUUGUCUUUGUACCUUGAUGUGUAAAGUCAUGAGUUAUCAUGUAUAUUGUUUAUAUUGUCUUAAGUGUAGCUUUGAAAGUAAAGAAGAGUGCCAUCAUGAUCAGUAUCUGUGUCUAGGCCAUUUCAGGCUUCUAACAUUUCUCUAUUUCUUUGUUGAUUGAGGAAGGAUAAUGGUUUAUGGAGGUGAACUUAAGUUUCAGUAACUUCCCUUUCAGAUACUGACAAUAAUUAAAAGGUGUCUAGUUAUAAAUCUUACGUCAUUAGCUUUCCCAUAAAAUCAUGUUUUAUACUUAUUUUUAGUCUUACAGUAGUAAAAGUGACAGCAUGGGCAACUGACUACUGUUUUCUUUUCUUGAUGAAUGAUAUAUUGAUAUAUAUAGAAAUUAAUGCUUUAGUGCCAAUAUAAAAAGACUUUGUUUUGCAUUUCUUGUUGAAUAGAUAAAAGUGUAAGACCUUUUGAUCAUCUUAAGGCACUUUGUCACGGACUAACUAAGAAAUAUUAUUUGUAGAUGUGGUCUGUUGUACACAUUUAUAUUUUAUUCUUAUUAAUUUCUUCAUACAUACUCCACAUUGAUUGUGGAAAGUAUAAUUUUUUUAAUCCAUAUUUAUUUGAUGCACUGCAAUGCCUUGUUAUCUUUUUACAGAACAUUUCUUUCCUUUAUGUUUUCAUAAUGUCCUUGUUAAUAAACAUACUUGUUAUUGAAA